AUGGAUCCGGCUGGUGGGGACGACAAGUGGAAGCUGUCCAAGAAGGGGCGGAGCAGAUCCGGCAGGCCGCACACCAUGGAUGCCACCGGCAGCAGCACCCUGCUGAGCCGGAGCUACUCCGCCAGCGUGAGCAGCAGCAGGACUUGCGCAGGAGCCACCACCGCCACUAGCAGCAGCAGCUCCUCCUCCUCCUCUUCUUGUCCACAAGCACAACCACAAGGAGGAGGAGCUGGGCAGCAGUGGUCGCGUCUGUCCAAGAAGAAGUGCGUGGAGGCGGUCAAGGAGCACCGGGCGCGCUUCUACAUCGUCCGCCGAUGCGUCUCCAUGCUCGUCUGCUGGCGCGACUACUAG
Messenger RNA from Panicum virgatum (switchgrass), 351 nucleotides. RefSeq lists its product as uncharacterized. Gene Ontology annotation, biological process: negative regulation of cell population proliferation. Bases 1 to 351 code for a protein of 116 amino acids. Lineage: Eukaryota; Viridiplantae; Streptophyta; Magnoliopsida; Poales; Poaceae. The record is from RefSeq and is a predicted model, not a curated record. The transcript has a single exon.